Triticum turgidum subsp. durum (durum wheat) is the source of this 897-nucleotide messenger RNA. The record is from the annotation of a GenBank genome assembly. NCBI's taxonomy places the organism in Eukaryota, Viridiplantae, Streptophyta, Magnoliopsida, Poales, Poaceae.
AUGGGGUUCGAGUCGUCGGCGGAGACGGAGCGGUUCCUGUGCGAGCGGCUGCUGGACGCGGCGCAGCCCAUCGCGGAGCGCUUCCGCGCGCUCUUCUCCCUCCGCAACCUCCGCGGCGACGGCCCCCGCCACGCGCUCCUCCAAGCUGCAAGGGAUCCCUCUAACUUGCUUGCCCAUGAGGCUGCAUUUGCGCUUGGACAAAUGCAGGAUGUUGAAGCUAUCCCUGCAUUAGAGGGAGUUCUCAAGGAUCUUUCACUGCAUCCAAUUGUCCGCCACGAGAGCAUUUCCCUGUUGAAAGAGAGUUUAGCAGCUGAUCCUGCCGUGGAGGUGCAAGAAACAUGCGAAUUGGCUCUUAGACGGAUAGAAGGGCAGAAGAAUGCUAGUGGCGCUGAAAGCACAACAAUUUCGCCUUAUCUAUCAGUUGAUCCAGCACUGCCUGCCAAGCAAGGACUUUCAGUAGAACAACUAAGGGAGCUUCUCCUCAACGAGCAAGAAAAGAUGUAUGAACGUUAUGCAGCUCUUUUUGCGCUUAGGAAUGAUGGCGGAGAUUAUGCUGUUUCUGCUAUCAUUGAAUCUCUAGGUGUGAAAAGUGCUCUUCUGCGCCACGAGGUCGCUUAUGUAUUAGGUCAGCUGCAAAAUAAGGCUGCUUCAGAUGCACUUUCUGGUGUGCUGAAGAACGUCAAUGAGCACCCGAUGGUCAGACAUGAAGCUGCUGAGGCCCUUGGUUCAAUUGCGGAUCAAGAAAGCAUUGCGCUUCUGGAGGAAUUUUCCAAGGACCCCGAGCCCAUCGUCUCCCAAAGCUGUGAAGUAGCCCUCAGCAUGCUCGAGUACGAGAGAUCAGGGAAGUCGUUCGAGUUCCUGUUCCUCCAGACUCCUCAGGUGCAGCAGGAGUCCUGA